AUGAAUUUGAGUUUGAGUUUAACUUUUUUUAAAUAUGUCAUCACUCUCCUGUUAUUUUUCUCAGUUCUCUCUAUUGCCACCGCCGUUAUUCUCGACACAGACGGUGAGCCACUCGUCAAUGGCGGGCGAUACUUCAUCGUACCACAGAGCAUAGGCAUUGGCGGCGGCCUUACUCGAACCCUCGUAACCAAGAUCACACCAUGUUUUUAUCAUAUAACCCGAGAUAAAAACGAAACAUUUCCUGGCAUCCUUGUUAAAAUAAGUUCACCUUUUGAAAUAACCGUCAUAAAUCCCGGUCUACCAAUUAGAAUUACAUUUGAUGACCGUAUCAUUGACUUUUGUAUGCGAUCAAUGACAUGGCGGGUCUUUGCCGAUAAAACCACGGGCCAGUCUUACGUGGUCACGGGUGGUAGUGUCUCUCAACCAUCUUUCACAAUUGAGGAGACCCAAGAAGAUACAAAUGUCUAUAAGAUAAAGUCUAUAUUAGACCAAAAAGAUGUUGGUUUUUUUGAAAAGGAUGGGCUGUUGGGAAUUACUAAUGAAAUCCCUCUUCCUGUUCUGUUCAAGAAAGCACCGACCCCUCCAAAUUUCUUAGCCAUGAAAGUCUAG
Messenger RNA from Amaranthus tricolor (Joseph's coat), 609 nucleotides. Its product is annotated as kunitz-type trypsin inhibitor-like 2 protein. The transcript has a single exon. The record is from RefSeq and is a predicted model, not a curated record. The coding region runs from base 1 to 609 and encodes 202 amino acids. Gene Ontology annotation, molecular function: endopeptidase inhibitor activity. NCBI's taxonomy places the organism in Eukaryota, Viridiplantae, Streptophyta, Magnoliopsida, Caryophyllales, Amaranthaceae.